AUGGGUUUGAAGUUCCGUGGCGGCCUUCUCGGCCCCAAGAACACGGGCAGCGAAGUUCCCGUAGUGAGCGAGAAGCAAAACGACGCCGAGGGCCAGCUUCCCCAGGACAAGGAAACCUACCCCGGAGUGAACACGGCUGCCACCUUUGCCUCCGCCUCGGACAGCGAUGACGAGAAGAAAGAUAUGCAGUUUGGCGUUCAGGUCGCCGAGGCCACCCUCCAGGUCUGGACCAAAGAGCACCUGAUUGCCGCCUAUGUCCUUAUCUGGUUGAUCAACUUCCUCCAAGCUUUCGCAUCUGGUGUCGUCGGUACCUUGACCACCUAUGUCACCAGUGAUUUCGCGGCACACUCGCUCACCUCGACUACGGGCAUCAUUGCCGGUCUCAUCCCCGGUCUUACCAAGCUGGCCUACGCCAAGUUCAUCGACAACUUCGGUCGGCCCCAGGGUUUCGCCCUGGCCAUCAGCGUCAUCACCAUUGGUCUCAUCCUGAUGGCCGCCUGCGGCAAUGUAACCACCUACUGCGCCGCUGCCGUCUUCUACUACACCGGCUACUCGUGGCUCGACUUUACCAUCACCAUCUUCAUUGCCGAUACGUCUAAGUUGCGCAACCGGGCCUUCAUGAUUGCCUAUGCCGCCUCGCCCUGGCUGAUCACUGUCUGGGUCUAUGGCCUGGCUUGUGAUUUGAUCAUCGCAGACGGCGGCAUUGGCUGGCGAUGGGCCUUUGGCAUCUUCUCCAUCAUCUUCCCCGUCGUCUGCGUGCCUCUCUGGUUCCUGUUCUUCAUCAACCAGCAAAAGGCCAUCAAGCGAGGACUUGUUCACGUCAAACCCCACGGUCGCGGACCCUGGGCCAACUUCGUCUUCUACGUCAAGGAGUUUGAUCUGAUUGGUAUUAUUCUUGCUGCUGGUGGUAUUGGCCUGUUCCUACUCUCUUUCAGCUUGUUUGCACUGCAGACCGAGGGUUGGCGCGCCCCUUUGAUCAUCUGCUUCAUCGUCUUCGGUGGCCUCCUGAUCAUUGCCUUUGUCGUAUGGGAGAAGUAUUUCGCUCCCGUCACCUUUAUCCCCUGGAGACUGAUCAAGAACCGCACCGUCUUCUUCACCUACACCAUGAUGGCUUCUCUGUACACCGCAUGGUACCUAUGGGACAACUACUUCUACUCGUUCCUGGUCGUCGUCUUCAACCUCGACGCCCAGAAGGCUACCUACAUCACCAACAUCUACACCGUCGGCAGUACCUUCUGGGCCCUCGUGGUUGGUAUUUUGAUCCGCUACAACGGUCGCCUCAAGUGGCCCUCCGUUUUCUUCGGUGUGCCCAUGACCAUCCUCGGUGUCGGCCUGAUGAUCCAAUUCCGUGAGCCCGAUAGCAAUGUUGGAUACAUUGUCAUGUGCAUGAUCUUCAUCGCCUUCGGAGGUGGUACUCUGGUUAUCUGUGAGCAGAUGACCGUCAUGGCCGUGUCGAAGCACCAGGACAUCCCGGCCAUCCUUGCCAUGGAGGGUAUGGUCGCUGCUAUGGGCCAGAGUAUCGGUUCCACCAUCGCCGCCGCCAUGUGGACCAACAUCUUCCCUGGCAAGCUGGCCGAGUUCCUGCCGGCUGAGGCCCAGGGCGAUCUGGCCUCCAUCUACGCCGACAUUACCGUUCAGGCCGGGUACCCGAUCGGCAGCCCGACGCGCGACGGCAUCAACAAGGCGUACGGUGCGACACAGAAGCUGAUGUUGAUCGCCGCGACGUGCAUGUACAGUAUUACCUGGGGCAGCACCUUCAUGUGGGAGAGCAUCAACGUCAAGGAGAUCAAGCAGAUCAACGGACCCGUCAUGUGGUAG
Neoarthrinium moseri is the source of this 1818-nucleotide messenger RNA. RefSeq lists its product as uncharacterized. The transcript is spliced from 2 exons. Gene Ontology annotation, biological process: transmembrane transport. Gene Ontology annotation, molecular function: transmembrane transporter activity. The record is from RefSeq and is a predicted model, not a curated record. NCBI's taxonomy places the organism in Eukaryota, Fungi, Ascomycota, Sordariomycetes, Amphisphaeriales, Apiosporaceae. Bases 1 to 1818 code for a protein of 605 amino acids.